This is a messenger RNA of Hemicordylus capensis (graceful crag lizard), 2913 nucleotides long. It is a transcript of the gene ATL1, whose product is annotated as atlastin GTPase 1. The record is from RefSeq and is a predicted model, not a curated record. The transcript has 14 exons. Bases 445 to 2124 code for a protein of 559 amino acids. Gene Ontology annotation, biological process: protein homooligomerization; endoplasmic reticulum organization. NCBI's taxonomy places the organism in Eukaryota, Metazoa, Chordata, Lepidosauria, Squamata, Cordylidae. Gene Ontology annotation, molecular function: GTP binding; GTPase activity.
GCAGCUCGCUCGCGGUUGGCACUGCCCGCCCGGGGCGGCGUUUCACUGGCGAUUGCGCCGCCGGGCCGGGAGGGCGUGUUGCGCUCCUGGGCGCCGGCCGGACACGUGUGUCUGUCUGCGGGGGGAAGCGAGUCGCCGCCGCCGCCGCCGCGCCUUAGGCUCCCCCUCCGACGAGCCGCGUUUGCGCCGGAGCCAGCGCUGGCACUCCGUCGCCGCGCCCUCGCGCUGGAGAUGCUGCGCUGAGACGCUUCCUCGGCCGGCCUGGACGCAAGGAGGACCCAGGGCGACAGCCGGACUCGCUCGUUCCCGCAGCGGCGGCGGCACCAGCAGCAUCAGCAUCAGCCGCUCCAGGCCCGGCGGCGGGUCGCCUUCCUCUGCGCUCGGGCGACGAGCCGGGCAGGCACCAGGCAGCCGCAGCGGAGGAGUCGCCGGGCGCGGCGCAUCAUGGCCAAGAGCCGCAAGGAGCGGAACAGCUGGGGUGGAUUUUCAGAAAAGAAUUAUGAGUGGAGCUCUGAGGAGGAAGAGGCGGAUGGGAAGGCCCGGCCGGUGCAGGUGCUCAUUGUGAAAGAUGACCACUCCUUCGAGCUGGAUGAAGCUGCCCUCAACCGCAUUUUGCUGGCGGAAGCUGUGCGGGAUCGGGAAGUGGUUGCUGUCUCGGUGGCAGGGGCUUUUCGGAAAGGGAAGUCGUUCCUGAUGGACUUCAUGCUGAGAUAUAUGUACAACGUGGAAUUGGCCGACUGGCUUGGGGACGAUAACGAGCCUCUGACGGGUUUUUCCUGGCGAGGCGGCUCAGAACGGGAGACGACGGGCAUCCAGAUCUGGAGCGAAGUCUUCCUCGUGGACAAGCCGGAUGGCAACAAGGUUGCCGUGCUACUGAUGGACACUCAGGGGACCUUUGACAGCCAGUCGACCCUGCGGGAUUCAGCCACCGUCUUUGCUCUCAGCACUAUGAUUAGCUCCAUACAGGUGUACAACUUGUCACAGAAUGUACAAGAAGAUGACCUCCAACAUUUGCAGCUCUUCACGGAAUACGGGAGGCUGGCCAUGGAGGAAACAUUCCUGAAGCCUUUCCAGUCCCUUAUAUUCCUUGUCCGCGACUGGAGCUUCCCAUAUGAAUUUUUCUACGGAGCCGAAGGCGGUGCCCAGUUUUUAGAAAAGCGUCUCAAGGUCUCCGGAAACCAGCAUGAAGAGCUGCAGAACGUCCGGAAGCACAUCCACUCGUGUUUCACCCAAAUCUCCUGCUUUCUCUUACCUCACCCGGGCUUGAAAGUAGCUACCAAUCCAAACUUCGACGGGAAGCUCAGAGAAAUAGAUGGUGAUUUCAUCAAGAACUUGAAGGUGCUGAUCCCGUGGCUCCUGAGUCCUGAGAACCUGGAUGUCAAGGAGAUCAAUGGAAGUAAGAUCACCUGCCGAGGCUUGGUGGAAUAUUUCAAGGCCUACAUCAAGAUCUACCAAGGGGAAGAGCUCCCUCAUCCCAAAUCAAUGCUGCAGGCCACCGCAGAAGCGAACAAUCUGGCCGCUGUUGCCACCGCUAAAGACACUUACAACAAGAGAAUGGAAGAGGUGUGUGGAGGCGACAGGCCGUUCCUCGCCCCCAGCGACCUCCAGAGCAAACACCUGGAGCUCAAGGAGGAGGCGGUGAGACAGUUCCGCAGCGUGAAGAAGAUGGGAGGGGAGGAGUUCAGCCGCCGCUACCUCCAGCAGCUGGAGAGCGAGAUUGACGAGCUCUAUGUCCAGUACAUCAAGCACAACGACAGCAAGAACAUCUUCCACGCCGCCCGCACACCGGCCACCCUCUUCGUGGUCAUCUUCAUCACCUAUGUCGUUGCCGGGGUCACCGGCUUCAUCGGCUUGGACAUCAUUGCCAGCCUGUGCAACAUGAUCAUGGGGCUGACCCUGAUCACGCUCUGCACCUGGGCCUACAUCAGGUACUCCGGGGAGUACCGGGAGCUCGGGGCGGUCAUCGACCAAGUGGCUGCGGCACUCUGGGACCAGGGAAACACAAAUGAGGCAUUGUACAAACUUUACAGCGCAGCUGCCACCCACAGACAUUUGUACCAUCACGCGUUCCCCACAGCACAGAAGACUGAGCCCACUGAAGGCACAGAAAAGAAGACUAUGUAGCCUAGAUGCUUUCCACCAAGGUGCAUGAAACACAUCCUUAAACAUGUUAAUCGUUGCAUCCAUUGCCUUUGACACUCCUCAGAAUGGAAGCAGGAGGAAAACGAUAACCAGUUCACUCGUAUCAAUGGCUUAAGUGUGGCUGCUUUAAUUUGGACGAUGCCCUGUUUGAGGGGAGAAGAGUCAGCAUGUCUGUCAUUUUCUUAAAAACAAGUGACUUUUUUUUGCUGCAGACAUGAUACUUUCCUUGGUUCUCCACAAUACUGUUCAGGACUUUCGUUUUCCACAUGCAAAGACUGGGGCUUGGGUCCAGAGAAAUAGGUUGCUUCCACUUCUGCUCAGGGCCUUUCCGCCUCCCCUUUCUGGCUGCAGGCCCGGAAUAGUCCUUGUGGGGGAGCGGCAGCAGCAGCCUGUCCGUGCACAGGCCGAGGCUUUUCUGGAUGCAAGCCGAGAGUCAUGAAUGCAUGCCUUACACAAAAGGGACCAUGCCUCAUCACAUUCUCAGAUUAUUUGCACACACCAGUUUUUAAUUCAACACUUUUUUUCUUCAUACCGCUGUGAAUGAUAGUCACCUUAAAAAACUGCCUUGUCAGAAGCUGCGAAGAUUAUUUCUUUUGCUAUAUGUUAAAGAUAUGGAAAGUGUUUUUGUUCAGAAUGCCAAAAAAAAAAAAAAAAUCCUUUGUACAUGUAUUUGAGAGUUUCACUGUAUAUAUAUAUUUGUUUAGUGCAUAAACAGUGUGCCCCAUUUUUAUUAUUUCAUUGUCAAAUUAAAAGUUUGCUUUUGGUUCCUAA